Molecule: messenger RNA, 615 nt
Organism: Rhodamnia argentea
Lineage: Eukaryota; Viridiplantae; Streptophyta; Magnoliopsida; Myrtales; Myrtaceae
Exons: 1
Coding region: 1-615 (204 amino acids)
Source: RefSeq, a predicted model, not a curated record
AUGCUUCACGGUUCUGACCGAGUGGUGCCUAAUUGGAAUGCAUUCUCCGAGGCAUUCAUUGGGAAGUUCUUCUCUGCAGCUGCCCGGGAGCAGAAGUUAGUUGAAUUUCGGAACUUGCGUCAAGGCAACAUGACAAUCGAGCAAUAUGAAGCGGAGUUUGCAAGGCUGUCUAAGUAUGCUCCGCGGAUGGUUGAUAAUCCUUUGGAUAAGGCAAGAAGAUUCAGAGAUGGGCUACAACCUGACCUCCGUAGCCAACCGGUGGCUUUGGACCCGCAGAACUAUGAGGAGCUAUAUAGGCGGGGCCAACUGAUUGAAAGGGACAUGAGGGAAAGAAGGAAAAUCGCCCCUGGACCGCGGUUCGUUCCUCGGAGGGACAAUCGUAACUUUGGGAAGAGGCCAAUGAUGAACAACAGGCGAUUUGUUCAUCCAGUGAAGAAAGGAAUUGGGAAGCCGACUCGCCCGAACAACCGGAACUGGCUGUCUCUCGUGGAAGGCGACAUGGAAAUGGACCUUGCCCCGGCCGAGGAGGUGCCUGUUUCGAGAUGUGGCAAGAUGGGCCACCAUGUCGAGCAAUGCACCGAGAAAGCUCCUAGGAGAUUUUCCACAAGAUGGUAA